ACUAAAUGUCAUUUUUGUUUUGGAAAAUUAUUAAUUACUUGUUGAUAAACGAUAAGUCACAACACUAAAUAUGGAUUUAUCAAAAAUGCCAAACGAUAAAAAACUCUAUUUGUGCCGUUGGUACUUCAGAGCUGGUUUAGCCCUUUUACCAUUCAUUUGGACAGUUAACGCAAUUUGGUUUUUCCAAGAAGCAUUCAGAAAGCCUGAAUAUGAGGAGCAGAAAGAAAUACGCAAAUAUGUUAUUUAUUCGGCAAUAGGAUCGUUAAUUUGGCUUGUGCUUAUUGUGACUUGGGUAACAAUUUUCCAAGUGAACCGAACCAGCUGGGGCGAAUUUGCAGACAACAUUUCAUUUAUAAUACCCCUAGGGUCCCCAUAGAAUAAAUCAAACACACAAGAGUCGAAAUAAAAACCUAGACAAGAGAGUCAUGAAAAUUGCAUGCACGUAAGUUUUGGCUAAAUUGUUCAGUUGUUUUCUCAAACCAUGGCCUUCUGCGUUGUCUCCAUACAUCAAGGAGGCUAUGUUUCAAACUAUUAAAAAAUGUAACUAUUGUCAGGUUAAUAAUAAUUAUUAUUAAGUGUAUGAAUAAUUUAUUUAGAGCAAAUGCGACGUUGACAUUUUUAUAGUUUUGAAACAGCUAAUCACUAUUUUGUCCAAUGUCAUAACUUUGCAACGCACUCUUGACCAGGUUCUUAUUAAGACACUAUUUAUUUCAAUUGUCAACUUUAAUGGAAGUUCCGUAUAUUUUUACGACAUAAAAUUGCAACUAUUAUAUCACAAUAAAAUUUAAUAAUUUAAAUAAAAUUAA
Tribolium castaneum (red flour beetle) is the source of this 806-nucleotide messenger RNA. RefSeq names its product presenilin enhancer (gene pen-2). The record is from RefSeq and is a predicted model, not a curated record. Gene Ontology annotation, cellular component: gamma-secretase complex. The coding region runs from base 71 to 376 and encodes 101 amino acids. The transcript is spliced from 3 exons. NCBI's taxonomy places the organism in Eukaryota, Metazoa, Arthropoda, Insecta, Coleoptera, Tenebrionidae. Gene Ontology annotation, biological process: Notch receptor processing.